UAUUGUUUCCUUCGUGAAGUAAAAUAAAUUUUCAAGAAAAAAUGGAAAAUAACCCAAAACAGAAGAGACUCGAGGGAGACUGGUUGGUGGGUAGCUAAUCGUAUUGUUGUUUUUCAGCGUCUGCAUCUUCUUCUCCUUUAGGGUUCCGAUCGUUUAAAAAAAUGCGAGAUUCCUUUACUGAUCGAUUAUAGCAAAAUCGAACGUCGUUUUAAAAUGUCGACUGCGGCCGACGAGGAAGCCGAUGCGGUGCUCAGCGACGUGGAAUCCGAUGAACCUAUACCGAUUGUCAUAAAAGAGCCGUCUCGAGAUGACGUGUCGGUCGAGAAAUUCCGUGAAAUUCUCGCGGAGCUCGAGCGCCAGAAACAAGCACGAGAAGCGACGGAGAAUUCGAAAUCCGAACUACAAGUCUCGUUUAAUCGAUUAAAAGCUCUGGCUCACGAGGCGAUUAGGAAGCGAGAUGAGUGCUCGAGACAACGAGACGAAGCUCUCCGCGAGAAAGAAGAAGCAUUGAGAUCGAACGAGAACGUAUUGGCGCAAUUAGCCGAAGCUAAUAAGAUCAAAGACGAUGCUACGAAACAGAGAGAAGAUUUGGCGAAGCAAUUAGAGGAAGCGACCAAGGGAAAAGAUGGAUUGCGAUCGGAGAUCGAGACUUCUGCUCAUAUGCUUGUUUCUGGUAUCGAAAAAAUAUCUGGAAAAGUUAGUAAUUUUAAGAAUUUCGCUGCCGGAGGAUUGCCGCGAUCACAAAAGUACACCGGAUUGCCCUCCGUUGCUUAUGGAGUAAUCAAAAGAACAAAUGAGAUCGUUGAGGAGCUUGUUAAACAGAUCGAAACCACAGCGAAGUCUAGGAAUGAAGCGAGAGAGCAGAUGGAACAACGGAAUUACGAGAUUGCCAUUGAAGUUUCUCAGCUUGAAGCUACAAUAAGUGGAUUACGAGAAGAGGUUGCAAAAAAAAGUAAUUUAAUUGAAACUUUGGAGAAGAAUAUAGCUGAAAAGGAUGGGAAGAUUGUGGAGAUCGAAAAGGAGAUGUCGCAGAAGAUUAAUUGGGCGGAGAAUGAGUCAAUGGAGCUAAGGAACUUGGCUAGUGAAUAUGAUGAUAAAUUGAAAGGUUUGGAAUCGAAGAUGGAGUUACAGAGGCCGUUACUGGUUGAUCAGUUGAAUUUCGUGUCACGAAUUCAUGAAAGGAUUUAUGAUGCUAUUAAGCUUGUUGAUGCUGAUAAUAUGGAUCAGUCAGACGUGUCAGAAUCCUUUUUUCUUCCACAAGAGACGGAUUUGGAGGAAAAUAUACGUGCAUGUUUGGCAGGGAUGGAAUCUAUCUAUGAGUUGGCGAGAAUUCUUGUUGGGAAAACAAAGGAUUUAGUGGAGGAGAAGAAUCAUGAAGUGAAGGGUUUAAAUGAAACAGUUGGUCGAUUGAUUAAGGAGAAAGAACAUAUUGGCUUUUUGCUUAGGAGUGCAUUGUCCAAGAGGAUGACAUCCGAAAAUAAAUCCAAAACGAAUGAGUUGUUUCAAACUGCAGAGAAUGGUUUGAGAAAGGCUGGAAUUGACUUCAAAUUUAGUAAACUUAUGGGGGAUGGAAAUAAAGCUGAAGCUCAGGACUCAGAGCAGGAUGAAAUAUACACUUUGGCUGGUGCUUUGGAGAAUAUUGUCAAAACGUCUCAGCUUGAGAUCAUUGAAUUGCAGCAUUCCGUGGAGGAACUAAGGGCAGAAUCGAGUGUACUUAAAGAACAUGUGGAGGCUCAAGCCAAGGAGAUCAACCAGAGGAUGCGUCGUAUAGAGGAGCUUGAAGAGAAGGAGAGAGUAGCGAAUGAAAGCGUUGAAGGACUUAUGAUGGACAUUGCUGCUGCCGAGGAAGAAAUUUCAAGAUGGAAAUCAGCAGCGGAGCAGGAGGCUGCUGCAGGAAGAGCUGUUGAACAAGAGUUCUUAACGCAGCUGUCAGCAGUUAAGCAGGAGCUUGAAGAAGCAAAGCAAGCCAUGUUGGAAUCAGAGAAGAAGCUAAAAUUCAAAGAAGAGACGGCUGCUGCUGCCAUGGGAGCAAGAGAUGCAGCUGAGAAAUCGUUGAGGCUGGCUGAUAUGAGGGCAUCCAGGCUGAGGGAUAGAGUAGAGGAGCUUAGCCGUCAGCUGGAAGAGUUUGAAACACGGGAAGACUCAAGGGGACGAAAUGGGUCAAGAUAUGUUUGUUGGCCGUGGCAGUGGCUUGGGCUGGAUUUUGUAGGGUUUCGUAAACCUGAGAUGCAACAACAGAGUUCAAAUGAAAUGGAGCUUUCUGAACCUCUCUCUGAACCACUUCUCUGA
Molecule: messenger RNA, 2289 nt
Organism: Theobroma umbraticum
Lineage: Eukaryota; Viridiplantae; Streptophyta; Magnoliopsida; Malvales; Malvaceae
Product: paramyosin
Source: RefSeq, a predicted model, not a curated record